This is a messenger RNA of Pelodiscus sinensis (Chinese soft-shelled turtle), 2845 nucleotides long. NCBI's taxonomy places the organism in Eukaryota, Metazoa, Chordata, Testudines, Trionychidae. The record is from RefSeq and is a predicted model, not a curated record.
UGAGGGCAGGGGACUGGACUUGAUCUCCCGAGGUCUCUUCUGGUUCUAAUAUUCUAUGUCUGGGUGACGCGCAUUGCAGGACCCGCUUAUAAAGAGCCUUGGAACUAGCUCGCCCCUCCCUCCAGCCUGCCUGUGGAUUUUGGCAGCGUGACCCACUGGGAUCUCGUGGGCACCAGUGCCAGGGACCGCUCGGUGGGGCUUGUCUGACAAACUCACACAGGUGGCAAGUCCUGGGCUGUGGAUCAACAGGCUGCAGGGUGCUGCGCAAACCCAGAAAGGCUCUGAACUAGAUUGGAGGGAGGGGUGAAUGCCAAGCCGGGCUGGGGUUUUCCUACCCCCUCGCUGCACCCAUGGGCUUGUAGCUACUUGCAUGAGAUUAUAAACCUCUCAUUAGUAUACCACUGCAAAGCAAGAGUGUAAUGAUUCCAGCACAGCCAUGCCAAAACUCAUAUUUUCUCAAUAAAUUAAACCCUUCCCUUGGUUACUACUCGGUUAAAUCAGCAGGGCCCUCAAACAUUUAUUUAUUUGCCAUUUCUGCUUUUGCCCUUUAAGGGUUAUGGCUUUGCUGCUUGAAAUAGGCUCUUGGAUUUGUCCCCCACCCCUCAAAAAAACCCAGGCUGUCAUCUUUUAUCUACUGAGGCCGUGUUUAAAAGUUUUGUGGCCUCCUCCCAAUCUAGCCCUAGAAAAAGGGGGAGUGUUGUGUUACCCUGACACCUAUUUGUGACCCCCUAACCCAACUCCCCAUUGUAAAACCCAGGCUGAAAAGCCCUGCUUUUGGCCCCGUGUUUGGUUUUGGUGGCAAAUGCUUUGAAGAAUGGUCACACUUAAAUGACUGCUUUAAUUUAUUUUCAUGCUAAUAGGGUUAUCUUUGUUAAAGUUAUUUCUAAACGAUCUCCUGCUCUGAGCUUAUAUUUGGGGGCUAAAGUGCCAGCUUUAAACGGCUCCAAAAUAUAGGAGAUUAGGCACAUCAGGGUCGACUAGGAGAAUAGUUUGUAUCUGUUUUUUUUAUUUGUACUGCUGAAGUAUCUAGGAGCGCAGUCAUGAACCAGGCUGCACUGAACUAGGCCCUGCAGAAACACAGAACAAAAAGAGCUUCCCAGCCUAGAGAGCUGGCAGUCAAAGUCCAAAAGACAAGAAGACUGGGGAGCGCAGAGACCCGAUAUAACAGUGCUGGCCAGCACGAUCAGUGGUAGUUUCCGCAGCCUGGCUCUUGUCAAUUUUUUGUAGGGAUAUGGCAAAGGGGAUUUUUCAGGAGGGAUUUGAAAGAGCAGAAUGAGGUCGCUUUGGUGACGUUUACAGGGAGCGCCUCCCAUGAGGGAGGGCCAAAUGGAUAGGGAUACACAGAGACAGAGGCACAAUUCACAAAAACAAAAUAACAAAACCCAGUUGCUCCACCGUCCCCAAAUAUUACGCUGCUGUCCCAAUCCUGUCGGGGUACUAGGUUGCUGACUUCCACGCAUGCUAGUGCUACCUGCUGGCUGUCAGCGUGUGAGGCAGUUUGACCGUGCCAAGGUGGGUAAGCGAGUAAUUUUUAUUGAACCAGCCUCUGUGGGUGAAAGAGAGAAGCUUUCGCGCUCCACAGAGAUCUUCCUCUGGUCUGGGAAACCAGCUAACGAACUGAGUGGGUCACAAGGGAACAAAUUGUAUAGCAUCAGUGGUUAACGCAUUUCAAGGGACCGUAUAAGUCACUAACCAGUGAAUUGUAGGGCAUACCGUCGUUUAAUGACACUUUGUAUUUGGACAGAGGCAUGGUAUGAUUUGCUUCAAGUGCAUUGCUCUUCACACACCAUUCUGUGUGCGUUUGUUUAUCGCUUUGUGUGGUUUCAGGGCUAAUGUAGUGGAUGAAUAUGACUUUGGGGAAAAUACAGGGGAAUGGGUUAGAGUUUGGUGCCUGAAAGAUCUGCUUAGUUUUCCAAUCCCUGUAGAAUUAUACCCAUUUGAGAAUAAUGAGGUAUGUGGUCAGUUUUAAAUCUUCUCUCUGGUGGCUUAGACAUGGAUGGACACACACAACUGCCUCCACACCCAGUUAUCCUCCACUCUGGGUCUUGUGGAGUCCUGUUGCUGCUUUCUUUGAGAUUCUGGCUGUUAAACUGCCCUGUGGGUUUUGUUCACAGCUCCUCGCCUGGCCCGGGUUGGGAUAUUGCUUUUGCGGCCCAGUGCCGGGGCUUCCAUUCAUGCGCAGUCGCUCCAUCAGACGCCAGCGACCGAUCAUGCUGACAGCGCAUCCCAGGUCCAGCAAAAGAAGCCGGCCACAGUCCAGAAAACCCCCCUCGUCCCCACCAGCCGGGGAGAGUACGUUGUCACCAAGCUCGAUGACCUGAUCAACUGGGUGCGGCGGAGCUCCCUGUGGCCGAUGACUUUUGGGCUGGCGUGCUGCGCCGUGGAGAUGAUGCACAUGGCGGCGCCUCGCUACGACAUGGACCGUUUCGGGGUGGUAUUCCGGGCCAGCCCUCGGCAGGCAGACGUCAUGAUCGUGGCCGGCACCCUGACCAACAAAAUGGCCCCCGCCCUUCGAAAGGUGUACGAGCAGAUGCCUGAACCACGCUACGUGAUCUCCAUGGGAAGCUGUGCGAAUGGCGGCGGAUACUACCACUACUCCUACUCCGUGGUGAGGGGCUGCGACCGCAUCGUGCCAGUGGACAUCUACGUGCCAGGCUGCCCGCCCACCGCGGAAGCGUUGCUGUACGGGGUCCUGCAGCUGCAGAAGAAAAUCAAGCGGGAGAAGAGAAUUCAAAUCUGGUACAGGAAAUAGCCUCCCUUAUUUAUGAGCUAGAUAUUCGCUAUUCACUGACAGAGCAAUGUAUUUGUAUCCCCACGCACACGCAAUAAAACAUGAUCCGUUUCA